CCUAAUUACACCUCCCCGCGCCCCCCCGCACUCACCAGACCCCCCCGGGCCCAGACGGGGCUCCCUGUCCCUCCGCCUGCACGUCUGGGGGGUUCCCUCCUCCCCCCCAAAAAACCCCGCUCCCUCUUGAACGGGUUCCCGAGGGAACCCCCCCCGGCCUGAGGGCACCUCUGCUCGCCCCCUCCCCAUCCAGCUUGCGGGGUCCCAUGGGGGAGGGUCCUGCGGCCGAGCUGGAGGCGGUGCUGGGUGGGGGCAGCUGGGAGGUGGGGGCAAACCUUGAGGGUCCCCACACGCCCCCCGACCCCGUCUGCCUGGGAAGGAACGUCUGUUACGUCGUCCUGGCCGUGCUCUUCAACCAGGAGGAGCGGGUGCUGCUGGUGCAGGAAGCCAAGCGGGAAUGCCGAGGGAAGUGGUACCUGCCGGCAGGGAGGAUGGAGCCCGGGGAGAACAUCGUGGCUGCCGUGAGGAGGGAGGUGAAGGAGGAGACGGGGCUGGAGUGUGAGCCCCUCACCCUGCUGGCGUUGGAGGAGAGGGGCCCGGCCUGGAUCCGCUUUGCCUUCCUGGCACGGCCCACCGGUGGGACCCUGAAGACCCUGGAAGAGGCUGAUGCCGAGUCACUUCAAGCCACCUGGUGGGCUGGAGACCCCCGUGCCCUGCCCCUCCGUGCUCUGGACAUCCUGCCCUUGCUGGACCUCGCCGCCCGCUACCGCCGCAGCCCCCCGCACCCCCCCACCCUCCCACAGCACCUGCCCUGCCCCCUGCUCUGCUUGCGGAUCCUGGUGGUCUUCACCAACAACGCCGGGGACCUUUGGGUGCUGCUGGGCAAGGCCGAGACCCCCCACUUGCCCGUGGUGACCUGUGGCAGGUCCCCAGCCGAGCACCGGGGGGGUCUGCGCUCGCCCAUCCUACGGCUGCUGAGGGAUCAUCUACCCCCAGACCCUCACCCUGGACCCCUGGGGCUUCUGGGGCUGCAGCACCAGGCUGAAGGUCCCGGGGGGGCUGAUGGUGUUUGCUUCAACGUGCUGCUGAGCAUCCCCCCCAGCAGCCCCCGGGCUGUGCCCCCCAAGCCCCAGGGUCCUGCUUUCUGCUGGUGGAAGGUGGAGGAGGAGAACUUGAGGGGUCUCAUCCUGCAGAGGCUCCAGGCCACGGUCCCCAUCCGUAGUUAAGGCAUGGGGAGGGAAAAUGGGGGGGGUGUCCAGCUGGGGGUCCUGCUUGCCGUGC
Apus apus (common swift) is the source of this 1221-nucleotide messenger RNA. It is a transcript of the gene NUDT18, whose product is annotated as nudix hydrolase 18. The record is from RefSeq and is a predicted model, not a curated record. NCBI's taxonomy places the organism in Eukaryota, Metazoa, Chordata, Aves, Apodiformes, Apodidae. Gene Ontology annotation, molecular function: 8-oxo-dGDP phosphatase activity; magnesium ion binding; 8-oxo-GDP phosphatase activity. The coding region runs from base 207 to 1166 and encodes 319 amino acids. The transcript has 3 exons.